AUGCGUCUCAAGGGCCUCAAACUUGCACUGCAAGAGGUUGCCGCCGCCAAUAACGAUGAAGAAGCAUUGGCCGUCGAUCUCAUACCACGUAGGCUCAGCCCGCCCACCCCUGUCCGACCCACGACGUUUCGCUGGCUGAUGAAAGUUCGAAGGGGCUUUCUGGCUAACCUGACAGAUAUGCUCGUCAACGGUCAGACAUCGGCUGCUAGCUUCAUCAGCUCAGCCUGGGCACAUCCACAGCUCCAGAAAGAGGCUCAACUUGGCAGGGUAUACUCGACUCGCUCCCGAGCUCGGCAUAUCGCGGAAGUCGUUGGCGGACCCUACUGCGAUGAGACUUGGCUGGGUACCUGA
Messenger RNA from Pyricularia oryzae 70-15, 351 nucleotides. RefSeq lists its product as uncharacterized. Lineage: Eukaryota; Fungi; Ascomycota; Sordariomycetes; Magnaporthales; Pyriculariaceae. The record is from RefSeq and is a predicted model, not a curated record. Bases 1 to 351 code for a protein of 116 amino acids. The transcript has 3 exons.